This is a messenger RNA of Solea solea (common sole), 1081 nucleotides long. RefSeq names its product ubiquitin-conjugating enzyme E2B (RAD6 homolog) (gene ube2b). The coding region runs from base 118 to 576 and encodes 152 amino acids. Gene Ontology annotation, biological process: protein polyubiquitination; DNA repair; proteasome-mediated ubiquitin-dependent protein catabolic process. Gene Ontology annotation, cellular component: HULC complex. Gene Ontology annotation, molecular function: ubiquitin conjugating enzyme activity. Lineage: Eukaryota; Metazoa; Chordata; Actinopteri; Pleuronectiformes; Soleidae. The record is from RefSeq and is a predicted model, not a curated record. The transcript is spliced from 6 exons.
CUGGCUAGCCAGUUGUUUUGGGAGAAGAAGAAAAGGGCUACAAGCGGAAGAAACACCGUAUUUGGUGGCGGAUAGUUUUUCGGUUUAUGGUCCCGGUUUUUAAACACACUUUGAAUUAUGUCGACCCCGGCAAGGAGACGGCUUAUGAGAGAUUUUAAAAGACUUCAAGAAGAUCCUCCCACCGGUGUGAGUGGAGCACCAUCAGAGAACAACAUCAUGCUUUGGAACGCUGUUAUUUUUGGACCUGUGGGAACACCAUUUGAAGAUGGAACAUUUAAGCUUCUGAUAGAGUUUUCAGAGGAAUACCCAAACAAGCCUCCUACAGUUCGAUUUGUGUCCAGAAUGUUUCAUCCAAAUGUUUAUGCCGAUGGCAGUAUAUGUUUAGACAUCCUUCAGAAUCGCUGGAGCCCCACAUAUGAUGUGUCAUCCAUACUCACUUCUAUCCAGUCAUUGCUGGAUGAGCCAAACCCAAACAGUCCUGCCAACAGUCAGGCCGCACAGCUCUAUCAGGAAAACAAGAGGGAGUACGAGAAGAGGGUGACGGCCAUCGUGGAGCAGAGCUGGGUGGACGUCUGAGCUUUUCCUCACUCUUUACUCCUUCCUUUCUAUCACCCUGUCUUCAUCAUCCCCAUCACCUCAGUCUCCUUUUUUUUACCUCAUCUAAAAAAACAAACAACUCUAUCUGAAGAACUCAAGUGCCACCCUGUGAAAAAAAAUGAAUGAAAAACCUCCAGAGAACAACCAAACCAGAAUGGACAUUAACUUGCUUGCCAAUACACUUGAGGAAAAUGAGGGAGGGAUAUCAAUCUUUUAUUUGUUUUUGUCCUUUUUAUUUUACUUUUUUUAUUGCAUGAUGUGAAAUAAGUUAUUGCUAACAGAAUUUGUAAUAUAUCUUUGUUUGGAUGGAUUUUAGUUGGACUGUUAGUGUCUUUGAGUUCACGUUUUUUUGUUUUUCUUUGUUCCUUUUGUAAGGUCUGCUGGUUUUUGAGUCGUGAAAGAAUCCAGAAAAUGCCUUCUCAGAGUCGGUAUCGUUGAUAUUCAAGUUUUAAGUAAUGCAGCUGAUAAAGAACAAUUCCCGAUC